AUGGAAGAGAUCGAGCGACGCUUCCAGGCGCUCGAGGGAGCGUUGCAGGCUGCCGAACAACGGGUGCAGGCUGCAGAGGAGCGCGCCCUGGCGGCGGAGUCAGCAGCAGCGAGCGCAGGCGCCGCCGCGAGCAGGCCCGUGGCAGCGGCGAGGGCCGCGCCACAGGAUCUGGUGGACACUCGGCUUCUAGCGAAGCCGAAGGCGUUCGGAGGCAGCGAGGACGAGUGGCCAGGGUGGAGCUUCAAGAUGCUCGCUUACCUCGGGGCUCUCGACGAGCAGAUGGCCAACGAGCUGACGGCGGCCAUGACGUUCCCGCUGGAGGAGGUGAGGAACGCGAGGCUCCUGGAGGAAGGAGCGAGUCAGCGCAGUCGUCAGCUGUACUUCAUCCUCGUCCUGCUGCUGGAAGGAGCUGCACUCCAGCUCAUCAAGCCAGUCGGCGUCGGAGAAGGGUAUCGGGCUUGGAGGACACUACAAGACAUGUACGAGCCCGACAGACCCGGUCGCCACGCAGGACUGCUGCAAGAGCUGAUCGCGUUCCAGUUCCCAGAGGACAACAUCGUGGGGAUGCUGGCGGACUUCGACUUCAAGGUCACGAAGUACGAGAGCCAGAGCCACGAGAGGAUUGGGGACAGGAUCAAGAUGGCGAUCCUUCAGCGGGGGAUUCAGGACGAAGCUCUUCGAGCGCACCUGGUCCACAACGCGUCGAGGCUAGUCACGUGGGAGCUCAUGCGCAACGAGGUGCACAUGGUGAUCUCGACGAGGAGCGCCAUCUCAGCAGUGCCGCCACCAGUUCCGAUGGACACGAGCGCGCAGGAGUCGAAGCCGACGGGAGCUCCACCAGCGGCGAGCGCCGCGGGGAGCGCGGCACCGGUGAUGGCGAUCGCGACCGAAAGCGGGGCAGAGCCACUGUGGUGCCUCGCGAUCGAGCUGGAAGAAGGGCAAGAGUCGUUAUCGAGUGGAGCAGCAGCGACGCCCUUAGCACCAGCGACGACAGCGAUCCACCUUCGUUCGAGCGGGCCGUCAAACGAGCACGCGCGGCAGAGGCAGCCAUUCUUGGACGGUGCCAGCCCAACCGAGCAGCUGAGCCAGCCAGAGGCAGCAAACGAGCACGAGCAGCCGAGGCAGCCAUUCUUGGUCGGGGCCAGCCCGAUCGAGCAGCUGAGCCAGCCAGGGGCAGCAAACGAGCACGAGACGUUCGAGAACAAGGAGAUCAUCGGUAUCAAUGAGCACUGGGUCAUGGUGGAUUCGGGUGCUGCGCGAUCGGUGUGUCCGCCGAGUCACGGGGCCCACGAGACACUCAGAGACCUGAGCGAGCGCAUCAGGCUGGUCGGAGCGAGCGGCGACGACAUCCCGUGCCACGGCGAGCGCUUCGUCACGUACGCGAAGGACGGGCACAAGAUCGGGGUGGACUACAAGGUCGCCGACGUCAAGAGGCCGGUGCUGGGCGUGUCGCAGGCGGUCGACAAGGGCACGUCGUGGGUGUUCACGCCGAGCGGGAGCUACAUGAUCCCGAAGCCGAUCGAGUUCUCGGACCCAGACGCCGUGCCGCUGGUCAGGCGCAACGACUUGUUCUACCUCAAGAUGGACAGGUACGGUGAAGGCGUCAAGAACUCGCUCGUCAUGCCGGCCGAGGCGAGCGAGCCGGCAGCGCAGGCAGUGCUCGAGGAGUCCGUGCCAGUUCGAGUCAAGAAGGAUCCGGUGAAGCCAAGCCUGGCCGAGCAGAGGACGCACGAGCUGGUGCACAUUCCGGCGAGGUCCUGGUGCUGGGUGUGCGUCAGAUCCAAGUUCACGGACGACCCGCACUACAAGGCCGGGCACGAGCGCACGGGCGACGAGGUCCAGAUCGACUACUACUUCCUGGGCCAGCUGAGCAUCCUCAACAUGGUGCACAUGAACUCCCAAGCUAUUCAUGGCAUCAUGGGGCCGAAGGGUACCGACGCCUACAUGGUCAAGACAGCGGUCGCCACCAUUGAGAACUGGGGGCUGGAUCGCAUCGUGCUGAAGCACGACCAGGAGGCGUCGAUCACGGCCCUGGCGAGGGAGAUCAAGGCUCAGCGGAAGGCGCCCACGAUGAUCGAGUCAGCUCAGCGGGCUAACCAUCAAGGAGUCGGUGGAGUGGAGCGCGCCAACGAGGAGCUCGGCAAGCAGAUCAGAGCGCUGCUGUUCUCGGUAGGCGACAACUACAAGCGGGAGCUCCCAGCCGAGCAUGGGCUUCUACCUUGGCUCAUUCGGCACGCUGGCUGGCAGCUCAACCGCUUCACGGUGCACGGCAACGGCAAGACGACCUACGAGGUGCUCAAGGGGAGACCGUAUCGGGGCGAGCUCGUCAACUUCGCGGAGUGCGUUUGGGCGAGGGACCCCACGCCGACCUCCAAGCUGCAGCCUCGGUGGCACGCGGCGGUGUGGCUGGGCAAGACAGAGGUUUCGGACGAGCACCUGGUGGCGGGUCCGACGCGCACGACAAGGGUGCGCACGGUGAGACGGCGACCGGAGGGCGAGCGGUUCGUGCUGGAGGAGCUGGACAAGUUCGCUGGGGUGCCGUGGGACAUGCACCGGGCUCCACAGAUCGGCAUCGUGCCGACGGGAGCGCCCCAGGUGGAGCCGAACCAGCAGCGGCUGAUGCCGCCACCUCCACCACCGCCGGUGGCCUUACCGGCUGCGGGCCCGGAGGCGCUGGUGCCACCAGCGAUGGUCGGGCCGGCGCCGCCCGCGGGGCCAGGAGGCGCAGGGCUGAGGUCGACGUACAUCACGAGGGCGUUGAUCGACAAGUACGGCUGGACCCCCAUGUGCCCGAGGUGCAUCACAGGCAUGGGAUCGCACAGUGAGGAGUGCCGGAAGAGGAUCGAGAACGAGCUGCGCAAGGAGGAGAUGGCCAGGGCAGCGGCGGAGGCCGCACCCUCGUCGGCAGCGGCGGGGGCUGCGCCGACGCCGGCGGCGGCGGGAGCCGCGCCGGGGCCAGCGGCUGGAGCUGGAGACGGCAGGCCAGGAUCGUCCGGGGACGCCAGCAUGGCACCUCGCGACGACCAGGGCGAGGCGUCGGCGAAGAGGCCGCGCCAGACAGCGGCGAUCACAGUCGGGUCGCUCGCGGUCGGGGCCUUCGUGGAGAUCAACCCCUGCACGUACGAGGGCCUGGACCAGCAGUCCCACGAGGAGCUCGAGACGGUCACGGAAAUCGAGAGCUGCGAGCCGUUGGAGAUUGGGAUGUUCGAGGUCAGCCCCGUCGAGCCGUCGGCGAUCACGGUCCUGCCAGACACGGAGAAGCACGUGUACGACGCGAGGAGCGGGAAGGAGCUCCCCAGGGACCUGGUCAGGCGCGGGCGCGAGGCCGAGAUCGAGGAGAUGCGGCGACACGGCGUCUUCGAGGAGGUCCGCGUGGCCGAGAGCCGGGGCAAGGUGGUGCGUUUCAAGUGGGUCGAGGACCUGCGCACCAAGGACGGCACCUCCUUCGUCCGGUCCCGAGGCGUCGCCAUGGAGAUCAACACGUACGGCCGAGAGGACUGCAACGCGGGCACGCCGCCGAUCGCCAUCGUCAGGGCGAUCGUCUCCUUGCUCCCGUACCUCAAGCGCAAGAUCAGGUGGACGGGCAAGGGGUUCGUCUGGAUCGGCGACACGAAGCACGUGACGAGGUGCGUGGAGCUGCUGGGCCUUACGGAGUGCAAGCCAGCGGACACGCCUGGGAGCAAGGCCACGGGCAAGAGCGUCCGGGAGGCGCUGGAUCCACUACCGCACGACGAGGCGAAGCUCUACCAGCAGGUCGCGGGGCUCGUCAACUACGUGGCGGUAGACAGGCCAGACAUCCAGUUCGCGGUGAAGGUGAUCCUCACGGACAUGGGGAAGCCCACAGUCAUCAGCAUGCUUAGGCUGAGGCGGUGCGUGCGGUAUCUCCACGGUCGGCGCGAGCUCGGGUGGUUCUACGAGAAGCAGGAGAUGCCCAAGGCGGUUCUCUACGAGACGGACUCGGACUGGGCAGAGGAUGAGAUCACGAGGAAAUCGACCAGCUCCGUAUACGGCUUCUUUGGCAGCCACCUCCUGGAGACCCAGGUGGCAUCGCAGCCCGUCGUCGCGCUCAGCAGCGGAGAGGCCGAGUUCUACGCCAUCGGCCGAGGCGCGGCGAGUGCGAUCAUGAUGCGGCAGUUCUACCAGCAGUGUGGCAUCGAGGUCGCGUCGAAGGUUCACAGCGACUCGAAUGCAGGCAGGGCGAUCGCGACACGGAUCGGCAGUGGCAAAGUACGGCAUCUACAGAUACGAGACCUGUGGGUGCAGGAACGAGUCAGGCUCGGCGAGUUGCAGCUCGGGCGAGUCGACACGGAGAGCAACAGGAGCGACUUGGGGACCAAGCAUCUGGACGGCAAGCGGGUGCUCAAGUUGCUGGAGAUGUCCAACCUGCGGCUUCUGACCAAGGGGCUCGCCGCGGGUGUGGGCGUCACUUUCACGGAGGCGGCCGAGCACGGAGACAAGCAGUGCUCCGCGGCCGCUGACGACGAGGUCGAGUCGAACAUCGGCUCGAUCGUUCUCGCCAUGAUCGCGUUCAUCAUCGUGCUGGUGCUCGCGGUCAAGGGCGCAGUUGUGUGCACGAGAGGGGCGGUGCAGCUCUUCUCAUCUAGGGCGGCGAGUGCUGCCCCACCAGCGGGAGCGGCGAGGGCUGCCCCGCAGGCCGACGGCACGGCGAGGCCCGAGGCGGCGUCGAAGGACGCGCCUGAGGGGCAUGUCGUUUCUCGGGCAGCGGCGAUAGCUACGCCUGAGCGGGUCGCCGAAGGGCGAGACCUCGGUUCGGAGUACUUCGGGAAGAUGCUGGCUGAGGCCACCGUGGCAGAGCUCAAGGAGGAGCUCAGGUGGCGGAAGCUGCCAGUGAGCGGCUUGAAGGCGGACCUCAUCGUUCGUCUGACGAGGGACGGCGGCCAACACAUGGCCAGCAGUGAGGGGCUGGCCGCAGCGGCAUGGGCCGCGCGGCUGGUUCCAGGCAGGGUGCCUAUCCGAGCGUUCCGCUCGGAUGCGAGUCUAGGCUCGCACCUAG
Prorocentrum cordatum is the source of this 5014-nucleotide messenger RNA. The record is from the annotation of a GenBank genome assembly. Lineage: Eukaryota; Dinophyceae; Prorocentrales; Prorocentraceae.